UUUGAAAAUUUUUUCAACAAUUUCAUUUAGAUAUUUUCAAAUUUUAAUUCAUCAAUUUUUUUUUUAAAUGGCCUAAAUUUUCCGUUAUUUAAUUUCAUAAUAAAAAUAAAAAUAAUAAAAUGGACAUCGAAACUAGCAGGCGUUUUCACCGCUUGAUGCAUAAUCUUCCUAGAAGCCUGCUUAUCAGCGAAAAUGAUGCCAUUCGCUUGUUCAACAGUGUUAACACUGCAAGUACCUUUGGUACAAUUGAAUCAGCAUAUUCGCUUAUGAGUAUCCACUCGUCAAAUGAGCUUGGUAAUUCUUGCAGAAUUUGUCGAUGGCACCAAGCCGAUUUGCAGAUUGUGCAAUGUCCCUGCGAAUGCAAGGGAAGUGUUGGAUACAUCCAUUUAAAAUGUCUUCGACGUUGGAUACUCCAAAGAGGUGAAAACCGUUGUGAAAUCUGUGGGAAAGUAUUCAAGUUGAAUACAGAAAACCGUUCUUAUAAACAAAUGUUCCGAUCAUUCUUUCAACACAAAUAUUUUGGCGAAAUCUUGAAGAACUGCAUACAUUUAGUUACUCUUGCACCAAUAUCGUACCUCAUUCUUUUUCAGGUUAUGCUAAAAAUGGAUAACUUGCAGAUCGAAAAAAACUAUAGCUUGGAAAUAAUUUUUUUAACUCCAACUUUACUUCUCACUUCAAGUGUUAUUUUCUUAAACAUACUGGAGUUUGGUCUAACGAGAUGUUUGCGAAUUAAAAAUGUACUUAGACAUUGGUGGACAUUUGGUGGACAAGAAACAGAUCCUGGCAUUGAUAUGGAAGUCCCAAGUGAUUUUUUUGAACUUUUCUAAAUUAAUUACUAAUUUGAUAUAAAAUAAAAACACUCCUUUUUGACA
Messenger RNA from Episyrphus balteatus (marmalade hoverfly), 872 nucleotides. RefSeq lists its product as uncharacterized. NCBI's taxonomy places the organism in Eukaryota, Metazoa, Arthropoda, Insecta, Diptera, Syrphidae. Bases 120 to 827 code for a protein of 235 amino acids. Gene Ontology annotation, molecular function: ubiquitin-protein transferase activity; zinc ion binding. The record is from RefSeq and is a predicted model, not a curated record. The transcript has 4 exons. Gene Ontology annotation, biological process: protein ubiquitination.